Messenger RNA from Effrenium voratum, 1116 nucleotides. Lineage: Eukaryota; Dinophyceae; Suessiales; Symbiodiniaceae. The record is from the annotation of a GenBank genome assembly.
AUGGAGCAAGCGCAGGUGCAACGCAGCAUGAGUGUUGCAGACGCAGGUGCCGCAGCGCCGGGCGUGGUGGAGCUGAAGCUUCCGGAGAAGGGGGAGCCGAUACAGGUACAGAUCGCAGACACGCACCGGCGGGCUCUCUGGAGGCUGCUCCGCUCCUCCGUGACGAUGCUGAUCAUGGUGGCGGGGGUCACGGUCUUUGCGGAGGGCCUUGCUGGCAACGUGCAGAAGGGCUUCGGCAUGGGUUCCAAGAAGGUGACGCCGGUAGAGGAAGUGAAUACAACCUUUGACGAUGUCAAGGGCUGCGACGAGGUCAAGGAGGAGCUGCAGGAAAUCAUCCUCUACCUCCGGGACCCCGACCGCUUCACGCGCCUCGGCGCCAAGCUGCCCAAAGGCGUGAUGAUGUCGGGGGCACCGGGCACGGGCAAGACAUUGCUGGCGCGUGCCAUCGCAGGGGAGGCCGGCGUGCCCUUCUUGCAGGCCUCCGGCUCGGAGUUCGAGGAGAUGUUCGUGGGCGUGGGCGCGCGCCGCAUCCGCGACCUCUUCCAGGAGGCGCGGAAGCACGCGCCCUGCAUCGUCUUCAUCGACGAGAUCGACGCGGUGGGGUCCAAGCGCUCCAAUCGGGACAACACCGCGGUGAGGAUGACGCUGAACCAACUCCUGGUGGAGAUGGACGGCUUCGAAAACAACAACGGCGUGGUGGUGAUAUGCGCCACCAACUUCCCUGAGUCCUUGGAUAAGGCGCUGACGCGGCCUGGUCGUCUGGACCGGCAGAUCGUGGUGCCUAUCCCCGACCUCAAGGGGCGCAUAGAGAUCCUUGAGAUGUAUGCUGCCAAGCUGCUGCUGGACACGAAUGUGAACCUGAAGACGCUUGCGCGCCGGACCGCCGGCAUGACAGGUGCUGACUUGGCAAACAUCCUGAACAUCGCGGCGGUGCGCUCGUCGGCCGAUGACCUGCCUUGCGUGGGCCUGGCCUGUUGGACGGGGGACGUGGGCGCCGCCGAAAGUCGCACCGGACAGAUCCCCACGAAGUACCUCGAAGAGGCCUUCGACCGCGUGGUCGUGGGCCCGGGGCCCAGCGAGAUGCGGGAUGUGGCGCAACUGGCCCUCAGCCGCUAG